Molecule: messenger RNA, 1443 nt
Organism: Xyrauchen texanus (razorback sucker)
Lineage: Eukaryota; Metazoa; Chordata; Actinopteri; Cypriniformes; Catostomidae
Gene: fkbp6
Product: FKBP prolyl isomerase 6
Exons: 8
Coding region: 5-997 (330 amino acids)
Molecular function (GO): protein binding; peptidyl-prolyl cis-trans isomerase activity
Source: RefSeq, a predicted model, not a curated record
CACAAUGUCGACAAACGGCAGCACCUCGAGAAUAUUACAGUUUUUAGCCCCAGAGGAGCGCCAUUUGUUCGGAAUUGAGACUCCUUUCCAGCGUCUUGCUUGGCAAAUGCAAGACAUAUUAGGGGAUGGAGGAGUUCUCAAAGAGGUGAUCCAUGCAGGGGAAGGUCCACCCAUACCCUUGCAUGCUUCAGUAUCAAUUAAUUUUUCUGGUUUUCUUGAGUAUUCUGACGCACCAUUCGAGACAACCAGCCACUUAAAAUAUCCACGAAUGAUGAAGCUUGGUCGAGAUGUUACUUUGUAUGGCCUAGAGCUCGGCCUUCUUACUAUGAGGAAAGGCGAGUUCUCUCGUUUUCUUUUCAAGCCCAAAUAUGCCUAUGGGGACCUUGGCUGCCCCCCACACAUACCUCCAUUUGCCACAAUCCUCUAUGAGGUGCAAGUCCUCGAUUUCUUGGACACCGCAAAAGUGGAUGAUUUCAUGGAUUUGACUCUGGAAGAGCAGAACACUGUCCCACUCUCAACGUUGCUGAAUGUGGUGGACACACAGCGCAGCUUUGGCAAUCUCUGCUUCAAUAAGAAGAGAUAUGAAGAUGCCCGAGAGAGAUACAAGCAGGCCGUGACACUUUUGCAGAAUCGUGUGCCAGUGGACGAAAAAGAGAAGAAGCAUCUUGAGGAGGUUAAGUUACCAUUCCUGCUCAACCUCUCACUCACAUACCACAGAAUGGAGAAACCUCAGAAAGCCCUUUGCUAUGGUCAGAAAGCCCUGGACAUAAGCCCUCACAACACCAAAGCACUCUUCCGCUGUGGCCAGGCCUGUUUGGAGAUGAAAGACUAUGAGAAGGCACAAGAUUACCUCAUACUUGCUCAAUCAAAAAAGCCAUUUGAUCCCGACAUCAAUACCUUGCUGAAAACGCUUGCUCUCUGCUAUAAAGACUAUUUGGACAAAGAGAGAGAUAUGUGCUCCAAGAUGUUCUCAGCUUUAAAGCCAACAGAAAAGUAAAGAGUUUCCUCACCAUUUGAUCCACAAGUGGGCAGUAAAAGCACAAUUAUAUAGUCAUUUUGGAUUGAAUGGCCAACAUUUGUCAAGUGUUGUCAAACAUUUUAUUGAUGAUUUUUUUCUUUUUUAUUAUUUGUGUGUAUAUAUAGCUUUGCUAUAUAACUACAGCUCUCUGUACACUGUAUUACUGAGCUAAACUGGGCUAUAUUACAACAAACAACUUUGCAGCAUGACGAGAUACUGGUCAUUUUCUCACAUAUUUGCAGUUUUUCAGUAAUGUUCAGUUUUCUGCACAUGUAGUUGAUAAAGUUUCGUAUAAGUCAUAUUCAUUUCUCAUUAUUUCACAUUAAUUUCAAUAAUUUUUAUAUGCCAUCAAAUGCAUGUAACUGCAAUGCAACUGACCAAGCAUUUUGUAUGUUUUAGGUUUGAUAAUGUUGAACAAUUCAAUU